AUGGAUAACUAUGAAAACCCAAAAAAACAAGAGACAGGUGACGUAAUUAUGGACGUCGAGCACGAUGCGGCAAAAGCCGCUAUAGUAAAAGGAGGCAAGAAGGUUCCCGGUAAUCUUCACCGUGACAGAGUUCUGUUGUUCGCAGCGAUCCUGCAGAGGACAACUAUCAGUGUUGGCCAGAUACGUAUUCAGGCAGUGGCCACCUGCCUCUUCCUUUGCAUGGACUCAUGUGGUCUUCUUUAUGGAUCGAAAGUAUUCACGGAGGACUGCGUGUUCAGCGAGAAAUUAGCCGAAGGUAAUUACAAUACCUAUUCCUCUACACUGUAUUCCGGACGUCUGCGAACUCUGUACCUCGCACUCAACAAAUUCGGUCAACCUCGUAAAGUCCAGAUACCAGCAGCACGUCCGCUGGGAAAAUUGUCAACAUACGCCAGGACUUUGCCUAUAACUGUCUCUCCAGAAAGACUGGAUAGAUUAGCUCGAAAUUUGGGGAUCAUUCCUACUCUGAGAAUGUGUCCUUUGGUGCCUUUAAGACCAUCAGUAGCUCCUGAAAUGGAUGAGUUUGGACGAGAUCGUGGACGAUGUAGAAGGCGUAAGAAACGAAAGAAGCGAAAACGAAAAGACGAAGAAAUUGUUCCUCAAGUUAAGCCUAAGAAAAAACCACUUAAGAAUAAGAAAGAAGAAGGUGUAUUAGCUAACAAGAAGCAUGGACCGAAACAUAAGCAUCAUCAUGUUAAGCAGCGAAAAAAAAACUUGGAAGUUAUUGAAACGACACUGAAAUCAAGGACCAUUGCUGAUGAAGACGAAGAAAUGGAUACGUCGACUGAAGAUGAUUGGGAAGUAACUGCUUCUAUGACGGAUUAUGAAGAUUCUGCUAAAUGACUAGAUGCGAACUUGAUGUCGAUGGCUGUUUUAACGACAAUG
Ctenocephalides felis (cat flea) is the source of this 924-nucleotide messenger RNA. RefSeq lists its product as uncharacterized. Gene Ontology annotation, molecular function: growth factor activity; fibroblast growth factor receptor binding. NCBI's taxonomy places the organism in Eukaryota, Metazoa, Arthropoda, Insecta, Siphonaptera, Pulicidae. The transcript is spliced from 3 exons. Gene Ontology annotation, cellular component: cytoplasm. The coding region runs from base 1 to 882 and encodes 293 amino acids. Gene Ontology annotation, biological process: regulation of cell migration; positive regulation of cell population proliferation; animal organ morphogenesis. The record is from RefSeq and is a predicted model, not a curated record.